Molecule: messenger RNA, 702 nt
Organism: Penicillium brevicompactum
Lineage: Eukaryota; Fungi; Ascomycota; Eurotiomycetes; Eurotiales; Aspergillaceae
Gene: med8
Product: RNA polymerase II mediator complex subunit MED8
Exons: 2
Coding region: 1-702 (233 amino acids)
Biological process (GO): regulation of transcription by RNA polymerase II
Cellular component (GO): mediator complex; core mediator complex
Molecular function (GO): RNA polymerase II cis-regulatory region sequence-specific DNA binding; transcription coregulator activity
Source: RefSeq, a predicted model, not a curated record
AUGUCCAACCUCAACCAAGACCAAAUAAAAGUCCUCGAGCAAUCGCGCCAGCGAUUAGUCCAGCUGACCCGCUCACUGGGCUCUCUAAUCUCAAGCCUCAAUUCAAGCGAUCCCCUCCCACCAUGGUCCUCCCUUCAAUCCCAAGCAAGCAUCAUCUCCAACAACCUCCUCAGCGUCUCAGAACAGCUCUCCGACCACCGUGAACUCCUCUCAACACUAGUCGCCUACCCAGGCCCCGAAUACCCAGGCCGCACGCAAGCAAGCACCCUCGAACAACUCCUCCGCACAAAACUCGAUCCUCGCGUCGAAGACUGGGUAGCGCGCGGUCGCACGGCAGGGACAGAGACGCCGGCGUCUGGAACGCUUAGUGACGCGCAGCUCGCUCAGUUGUGGGAGUGGGCGCCGCUGGAAGCGAAUCAGGAAGCGAGACGGAGGAACUGGGGAGGGAAUUUCACGCUUGAGGAGCGCGAGAAGGGGAUUGAGAAUGUCGUUACGGGUUUGAAGAGACAGUUGGAGGAUGAUGAGGGGUCUGAGGAGGAGAGCGAGGAGGAUGAAGAGGAAAUGGAUGUUGUUGGUGUUCAUCGCAAGCCUGGGGCUGCGGGAUUGGAGUUCGAGAUUGCGCCUCAUCAUCCUCAUGCUGUGCAGCCGUUUGUGCCGCUGGAUCUGAUCCUGCGCCAUAUGACUACUGGGCGUAUGCCGUAG